AUGAACUGUACAACUGUAUCAGCAAUUGUGCACAAUAGAGAUAGGAUUAUGGCACAUGUGAAAGAUGAUGCUCCAGGGAUGAAAAGUACCAUCAUCAACAAGAAAAGAGGACGAAUCUAUGAAGAGAUGGAGCAGCUUCUUGCCCUUUGGGAUGAAAGGCAGAAUCAUCAGCAAGCAAGUUGUAGUCAGGAAAUAAUUCAGGAGAAAGCAUUGUCUUUGUUUGAAGAUUUGAAAGACAUAGAAUUUAAGGCAAGUCAGAGAUGGUUUAUGAUAUUUAAGCAGCAACAGAAUUUGCACUCCCUCAAGAAACAAGGUGAAAGCACAUCGGGUGACGAUGUUGCUGCAGUGGAAUUUCCUGCUACAUUAGCGAAGAUUAUUGAAAAUAAUGCUACCCAAACAAAUAUUCAAUGUUGUUGA
Messenger RNA from Octopus sinensis (East Asian common octopus), 417 nucleotides. Its product is annotated as CENPB DNA-binding domain-containing protein 1-like. The transcript has a single exon. The record is from RefSeq and is a predicted model, not a curated record. The coding region runs from base 1 to 417 and encodes 138 amino acids. NCBI's taxonomy places the organism in Eukaryota, Metazoa, Mollusca, Cephalopoda, Octopoda, Octopodidae.